Messenger RNA from Suncus etruscus (white-toothed pygmy shrew), 2469 nucleotides. RefSeq names its product solute carrier family 23 member 1 (gene SLC23A1). The transcript is spliced from 15 exons. Gene Ontology annotation, biological process: transmembrane transport. Gene Ontology annotation, molecular function: transmembrane transporter activity. The record is from RefSeq and is a predicted model, not a curated record. Lineage: Eukaryota; Metazoa; Chordata; Mammalia; Eulipotyphla; Soricidae. Gene Ontology annotation, cellular component: membrane. The coding region runs from base 1 to 2259 and encodes 752 amino acids.
AUGUGGUUUGGGUUGAGUUGGGUGUCCACGGGGACUGCGCGUGACAAGGGUGGGGCUCUGUCUCCACAGCCCCCUAGGGAGGAUGGGGAGGAGAGGGUGGAGAGGAGAAUGCUGAGGAAGCUUCGAACUGGUCAGACAACUUCUUCAGAAACUGGGGAGCCAGAGCCAAGAAGGGAGAGAAGAGGCCAGUCAGGCCAAGGAGCGGACAAGGAGCAAGGAGCAAGGAGCAAGGCGCAGGGUCAGAGGCUGCACAGGCCGGCGGAUUCAGGCUGUGGCAUGAAGCUGCUGCCCAGCUGGAGAGCGGUGCUGCCCAUCAGCCCUGCGUGGCCAUGGGCACAGCAACCCAGAAGAACUGUUCCCACCUAUACCUCAAAGAUGAGUCCCCCGGAAGACCCUGAGGGCCUGCCACAGACUCACUCAGGCUUCCUGGUUGGUCCCCAUCCUGCCAGCCUGAGCCUCUUCUCUCUCUGUUGUCCCCAGCAUGACUCCCCCAGCCCGGCUGAACCCUCCCCCAGAAACCCCCCAGUGGCCCUUCCUGAAGAGCCCAAGUUUGACAUGUUGUACAAGAUCGAGGACGUGCCACCCUGGUAUCUGUGCAUCCUGCUCGGUUUCCAGCACUACCUGACCUGCUUUAGCGGCACCAUCGCUGUACCCUUUCUCCUGGCCGAGGCACUGUGCGUGGGCCGGGACCAACACAUGGUCAGUCAACUCAUUGGCACCAUCUUCACCUGCGUGGGCAUCACCACCCUCAUCCAGACCACCCUGGGCAUCCGGCUGCCACUUUUCCAGGCCAGUGCCUUUGCAUUUCUGGUCCCAGCCAAAGCCAUCCUGUCCCUGGAGAGAUGGAAAUGCCCCUCAGAAGAGGAGAUCUACGGGAACUGGACCCUACCCCUGAACACUUCUCACAUCUGGCACCCCCGCAUAAGAGAGGUCCAGGGUGCAAUCAUAGUAUCCAGCAUGGUAGAAGUGGUAAUUGGGGUGAUGGGAUUGCCUGGGGCCCUGCUGAGCUACAUCGGGCCUCUCACAGUUACCCCCACUGUCUCUCUCAUCGGCCUCUCCGUUUUCCAAGCUGCUGGUGACCGAGCUGGUUCACACUGGGGCAUCUCAGCGUGCUCCAUUCUCCUGAUCGUCCUCUUCUCCCAGUACCUGCGCAACCUCACCUUCUGGCUACCUUUCUACCGCUUUGGCAAAGGCCUCACUAUUGUCCGAGUCCAGAUAUUCAAGAUGUUUCCCAUCGUGCUGGCCAUCAUGACUGUGUGGCUGCUCUGCUAUAUCCUGACCCUGACCGACGUGCUGCCUGCAGACCCCACAGCCUACGGCUUCCAGGCACGAACUGAUGCCCGUGGGGACAUCAUGGCCAUCGCACCCUGGAUCCGGAUCCCCUACCCCUGUCAGUGGGGUCUGCCCACAGUGACUGCAGCUGCCGUCCUGGGAAUGUUCAGUGCUACGCUUGCAGGCAUCAUUGAGUCCAUCGGAGAUUACUAUGCCUGUGCCCGCCUGGCUGGUGCACCGCCCCCUCCUGUUCAUGCCAUCAAUAGGGGUAUCUUCACGGAAGGCAUCUGCUGUAUUAUAGCAGGGAUUCUAGGCACCGGCAAUGGAUCCACAUCGUCCAGCCCCAACAUCGGUGUCCUGGGGAUUACCAAGGUGGGCAGUCGGCGUGUGGUGCAGUACGGUGCCGGUAUCAUGCUGAUUUUGGGCACCAUUGGCAAGUUUACUGCCCUCUUCGCCUCGCUCCCUGACCCCAUCCUGGGGGGCAUGUUCUGCACCUUGUUCGGCAUGAUUACAGCUGUGGGACUGUCCAAUCUGCAGUUCGUGGACAUGAACUCUUCCCGAAACCUCUUCGUGCUCGGAUUCUCCAUGUUCUUUGGGCUCACCUUGCCCAAUUACCUGGACUCCAGCCCUGGCGCCAUCGACACAGGCAUUCCUGAGAUUGACCAGAUUCUAACUGUGCUAUUGACCACGGAGAUGUUUGUGGGUGGAUGCCUUGCUUUCAUACUGGAUAACACGGUACCAGGAAGCCCCGAGGAAAGGGGACUGGUACAGUGGAAAGCUGGGGCCCAUGCCAACAGUGAGACAUCUGCCAGCCUUAAGAGCUAUGACUUCCCCAUUGGAAUGAGCAUGGUGAAAAGGACUGCCUUUCUGAAAUACAUUCCCAUCUGCCCAGUCUUCAGAGGAUUUUCAAGGUCAAAAAAACAACGUUCAGUACCAGAAGACUCUUCAGAAAAUAUAGACCCUGGCUCUGUGUGCACUAAAGUUUGAAAUAUUACUCCCAAGCAAGGUAGGAUAUUGCUAAUUUAUCGCUUUUGUGUAAGAGGGUUGAAAAUUACAAAGCUAAGAGAAACUGUCUUCAUCAGGAAGCUAGACUGGGUAAAAAAGUCAUCUAGAUGGAGUGAAAUUCUGUGUCUGGUUGUGGCACCCAGUAUUGAACAAGGGCUUCAUGAACAUGUGAGGCCACGUUUACAAAUGCUC